Alligator sinensis (Chinese alligator) is the source of this 4223-nucleotide messenger RNA. It is a transcript of the gene CHAD, whose product is annotated as chondroadherin. Gene Ontology annotation, cellular component: extracellular matrix. NCBI's taxonomy places the organism in Eukaryota, Metazoa, Chordata, Crocodylia, Alligatoridae. The record is from RefSeq and is a predicted model, not a curated record. The transcript has 4 exons. Bases 2166 to 3242 code for a protein of 358 amino acids. Gene Ontology annotation, molecular function: protein binding.
CUUGGCUGGGAUGAUCUAGUUGGGGAUGGUCUUGCUUUGAGCAGGGGGUUGGAUUAGAUGACCUCCUGAGGUCCCUUCCAACCCUCAUUUUCUAUGAUUUUAACAGAUGCUUGACUCUCACAUAGCUCUGAAAUCCACCUCCAGGAAUGAAGCGGGACAAGAGAGCCAGGAUUGGGGAGUACAGGAAGAACAAGGCCUGCAUCCAUAAUGCACCCCCACUCUCCCAGGCCUCUCCGUGUCUUGGGGUCAAGAGAAUCUAAAUUCACCCCAGAAUUUGUAUUUCCCCCCCCAACUUUUUAUAAAAUAAAAGCAACAUUUGAAUAUACAUCUGCAAAACAGAGGCUCUAAAGCUGCCAGUCUUUUUGCAUAACACUGCUGGGAGCAUGCUCAGUGGUGCUGGCUAAUUCCACAUCUCAACAAUGGAAAAACCCAGUGAUCCCUGUGAAUAAGCCAGUCUCUGUGUCCUAAGUCAGCCCUUGGAUUUCCUCCCUUUCUUGAGACUGUCUCGCCUCUGCACAAACUCCGUCGGGGCUUUGUAGCCAGCUUCAGAGGUGGAAGCCUCAAAAAGCUCACAGUCCUGCGCUCAGCUCGCAGUUGUUUGCUGCAGCCAGGACCUGGCGAGAAACCAGCUCAAAAUGUUCCAUAUCCAAACCCCACCCCACAGCUCCUCCCCGAUCUCUGCCUCUCGCACUCAAAGAUAGGGAGACCGAGGACUCUUAAUGUCUUCACCUUAUUCCCCUGGAAGGGGACAGCGUGAAGCACCUGCUGUGUUUAACUCCCCUCCUUAUAACUCUUCUUUGCAAUCAUUAUCCCGAUACACACAACCACUUGAGGCCCCGGACCCUGCUCCCUCUGCACUUCCACUGGCCGGAUACUACACUGCAUCUUUCCAAGUCCCCACCGUCAUCUUCCCCCCUCCACACGUCCUUCUUAGAAGCCCUAUGCUCUGACCCAGCACCACGUACCACACUGGACUCAGCCUCCUCAGCAGUAUCUAAGCACAGUGGUCACUACCGCUCUAAGUUAUUCUGGCCAUCCCGCACCAUUUCACCAAGGCCUCAGCCACCGUCCCAUCCUCAGUGACCGCGUAUGGCAGAAUCGCAGCCGCUGCCCCAGCACUCCAGCCUGACCAGAAGGCAGUCCAACAGAGAUGCCUUGGACAUACCGUUUCUCCCCAUUACUAUGGCACCAUGUGCUAAUCCUCCUCCAGACACAGGGUUAUCAGGCUGCAUUUAGCUCAGCAAGUUUUGCUCCUCAAGGGAAACCACCUGAAGUUCUGCAGGAACUAAGACUCUCCCCACCAGACCUUCCUCAAAUUUAGACAGCCCCUACACAUGGUCAAGAUCCUGAAGUCCCGCAUGGCACUAACAUCCACGUAAUGCAGGUGCAAUCCCCACAGAGUGCAACAACGAACCUUCCCCAAAUCUCCUACAAUUAUACUUAGUCCUUGCCAAGAAAUACUCCAACUGAAGUCAACAAAAAGUUGGGCAGAAUAAAGAUUUUGCCCUUUUGGGAACAACAGGGAAAAGGUGCCUGCCUGAAUGUCUUCUAAGCUUUGGAUAAUAAUCCGAGAUACAGCUCAGUAAGUAUUAAGCACAUGGAAAACAUCAGUGCAAGAGGCUAGAAACUGCACUAGUUAAUAGUGUCUGUUAACGACCCUUCAACAUCUCAAUACUUCAAUACCCCAAUACUGCUGGUACUGACAGGGGACAACUUUGCUUUCCUUUAGGUGCAUCUGGAUUCCUGUCUCUCAAGACGCUGUUCUCCAUCUCUGAAUUACUUAGAGCCUUGUUACCACCUGAUUCAGUGGGGAGUGAAGAAAUCCCCAAAUCUAGGCAAGCUCCCUGUGUCCAUUCACCUCCCUGCUCCAGAGAGAAAAACUACCUCUACACAGUCCCUUUUUUUUUGCAGCACAGAGUGAAGACGCUCCUCUGCUUGGUGCCAAGGAGUUAAAUUCACACUGAGCUCCCAAAGUCAGUUGCUUCCAAGUAAGAGUCUGGCUGCUGCCUGUGGUUUGUGGGAAGGGAUUUUGUUUUUUAAUAACAUUAUAAAUAGGGCUGUGUUCAGCUCGCUGCAGACACACUCACUUUCUCUCCCAUCUCCCUCCUCCUGCUGCCGCCGCUUCUCUUUCCCCCAUCCCUUUAACAACCAUCCCAGUUCUGGCCAUGGACCGGUCAAGCUUCUUCCUCAGCUUACUGGUGUGCCUCCUUCCCGUUCUCCAGGCAUGUCCCCCAAGCUGCCACUGCCACGGUGGGGAUCUCCAGCACGUCAUCUGUGACAAUGUGGGGCUGAAGAAGAUCCCAAAAGUGCCAGAGCAAACACGGCUUCUCAACCUGCAGCGGAACAACUUCCCUGUCCUGCCGACCAACGCGUUCAGGGAGAUGAAAGGGCUCGUGUCCCUCCACCUCCAGCAUUCGCACAUCAAGGAGAUCUCCAGCGGCGCCUUCCGGGGACUGAAGCAGCUAGUCUACCUGUACCUCUCCAAUAACGACAUCAGCGUCAUCAAGAUAGGAGCCUUCGACGACCUGACUGAGCUCACCUACCUGUACAUGGACAAUAACAAGAUCUCAGACUUGCCCAAAGGGCUUCUCUCUCCGAUGAUUAACCUCUUCAUCCUGCAGCUGGGCAGCAACAAGAUCAGAGAGCUGAGGUCCGGGGCCUUCAGCGGUACCAAGGACCUGCGCUGGCUCUACCUCUCUGACAACUCCAUCUCUUCCAUCCAGCCUGGGGCCCUGGAUGACGUGGAAAAUCUCGCCAUCUUCCACUUGGAUAAGAACCAGCUGAGCACUUACCCCGCGGCUGCAAUGAACAAGCUGAGGGUGGUGGAAGACAUGAAGCUGUCUCACAACCCUAUGAAGGUCAUUCCUGACAACGCCUUCCAAUCCUUCGGGCGCUACCUGGAGACCCUCAGCCUGGACAACACAGGCCUGGAAAAAUUUACAGAUCACGCCUUUUCUGGAGUGACCACCCUGAAGACGGUCCAUCUCGAGAACAACAAGCUGACCCAGCUGCCCAGCAACUUCCCAUUCGGCAAACUGGAGAAGCUCACCCUGUCCAACAACCCCUGGCACUGCUCCUGUCAGCUAGCUCCUCUGCGCAAGUGGUUGAAGGCCAGCCGCACCCGCCCUGACGGGGCCUGCACCUCACCAGCUCAGUACCGAGGACAGCAGAUCAGAGACGCUGCUGUCCUCCGCAGCUGCAAGCUCCCUACCAAGCGGUCCAAGAAAGGAAGUCGCCAUUAAACAGGCCCCACAUGGCUAGUCCUGGUGACUGCCCACUUCAACCAAUCACAAAACUACUGACUCCUUCCAAGUCCAUCCUUCAGCUUCUUCCACCUAUCAGGAAAUAUUUCUGAUGUAUCCAGAACACCUCCAGCCUUCUCACAGUCCCCGCUUCUCUGCAGACUGCAGGAUGGAGUACAUCUUUUCAAUCUUUUCUGACAUUAUGUAUUUUUAAAGAGUCAUUUUAAACUAAAACUAUGCAUGACCACGCUAAGACAAGCUAACCUAGAUCCUGCCAGUAAAGCACAGUCAUCUGCCCACAGACAAUGACGUAACCAGUGGCCCCGAUUGCCCCCAUCUCUCUCCUUCCAGUGGGGUGGAAACAAGUGGAAAGACACAAGGGUUUCUCCCCGUCUUUGCCAGCGGGAAAUCCUCUCUCAACUCAUGCAGACAGAAUCCUCCUCCCACCUGAGGAGUCGAUCCCUGCAGGUCAGGGCUGAGGACCACAGGGGAAGCCAUGUCCAAGAGUCCAUGGAUGCAGAGAGGGAGCUUCCCUGUCGUUCCAAAAGGAGGCAAUCUCUCUGUCUGGGUCAGGCCUGACGUCUGUUAGUGGAACAAUGUUGGGGAACCCCCAACACUGAAAUAGUUUGGAGGCUCAAUUCACUUCUUGCCCCUCCCAAGCAAGAGGCAAGGUAUGCAUUACAUUGCCCUGUAUCUGGGGAGCGACCGGGCUCUACCUUCCUCCUCCUUUGCCUUCCCCAAGCCCAGAGAACCCAGUGAGAGGCAGAAAGAUGACUGUGGUUUAUUGUCCUGGAUUUUACAGCACCACAGUUUCAACUUAACUGCAUUUUUUAUCCUAAAGAUUUAUAUAAAUAUAUAUAUAUAUUUAUUCCUCUGUAACUGAGUGUAAAUGACCUUUAAGGGGAUAAAAAAAACCUCCUCUUACUUCUAUAUAGAAAAAAAAUUGUAUAUUUUCUUAUGUACAUCUUCUGUAUAAAGCUC